UUCCUGACAGCAGGAAGAGAGCGCGCGUGUAUGUGAGCUGGACGCGGAGCCGUCGGCUGUUUCUGGUUCUGGUUCUGGUUCUGGUUCUGGUUCUGUGGGCUCCAUGGCGGUGAAGAGGAUGAACGUUUGCACCGUGUGCUGUCUGUUGCUGUCGGUGGUCGCCACCGUGCUCGCGGGGCGGGACUUCUAUAAGAUUCUGGGGGUGAGCCGCAGCGCCUCCAUCCGGGACAUCAAGAAGGCUUACCGUAAACUGGCUCUGCAGCUGCACCCCGACAGGAACCUGGACGACCCCAAAGCCCAGGACAAGUUCUCGGACCUCGGCGCGGCUUACGAGGUGCUUUCAGAUGAGGAGAAGAGGAAACAGUAUGACGCCUACGGAGAAGAGGGACUCAAGGAGGGUCACCACAGUUCUCACAAUGAUAUCUUCUCCAGUUUCUUUGGUGACUUUGGGUUCAUGUUUGGAGGCAACAGACAACAACAGGACCGGAACAUCCCCAGAGGAAAUGACAUCAUAUUGGACCUGGAGGUCACACUUGAAGAGGUGUACUCUGGGAACUUUGUUGAGGUUGUACGUAACAAGCCAGUAGCUAAAGAAGCUCCCGGGAAGAGGAAGUGCAACUGCAGGCAGGAGAUGAAGACGACCCAGCUGGGACCUGGUCGCUUCCAGAUGACUCAGGAGAUGGUGUGCGACGAGUGUCCCAACGUAAAACUUGUGAAUGAAGAAAGAACUUUAGAAGUAGAAAUUGAGCAGGGGGUGAGAGAUGAGAUGGAGUACCCGUUCAUCGGUGAAGGGGAGCCGCACAUCGAUGGUGAACCUGGCGAUCUCCGAUUCCGGAUCAAAGUGUUGAAACAUCCAGUGUUUGAGCGCCGAGGAGACGACUUGUACACGAAUGUCACCAUCUCCUUGGUGGAGGCGUUGGUCGGCUUUGAGAUGGACAUCGUACAUUUGGACGGGCAUAAGGUUCACAUCAUGCGAGACAAGAUCACCAAGCCCGGUGCCAGGAUGUGGAAGAAAGGAGAAGGUCUUCCCAACUUCGACAACAUCAACAUUCGAGGUUCCCUCAUCGUCACCUUUGACGUGGAGUUUCCUCAGACGCAGCUGGACGAGCAGCAGAAAGACGGCAUUCGGAAUCUUCUGAAGCAGAAACCGGUGCAGGUGGUUUACAAUGGACUACAAGGAUACUGAGGGACCCCGGGCGGUCUGGACUGAGCUCUGUGCUGCACGGACACCUUCAGGGAAGGAGCCUGUGUGUCUGUGACUGUUCUCAGGACGGCUUUUUAAUCUUCUAGGUUUUGUUUGAUGGGUGUAAGUGGACGGGACACCAUGUCCUUAUAGUUGUCGUGCACAUUACUUUGUCCUUUGUUAAUUUAAAAAAAAAUUAAAUUCUUUGA
Molecule: messenger RNA, 1392 nt
Organism: Thalassophryne amazonica
Lineage: Eukaryota; Metazoa; Chordata; Actinopteri; Batrachoidiformes; Batrachoididae
Gene: dnajb11
Product: DnaJ heat shock protein family (Hsp40) member B11
Exons: 10
Coding region: 104-1186 (360 amino acids)
Biological process (GO): protein folding; protein maturation
Cellular component (GO): endoplasmic reticulum
Molecular function (GO): misfolded protein binding
Source: RefSeq, a predicted model, not a curated record